GCUUCUCUCCUGUACAUAUGUACAUAAAUAAUAGGAGAUUGUUGUAUUUAGUAUUCUUUUUUAUUUUUUUUGUGUGCUGCUAUUAUACAUACAGACCACACAGUGUCAUUAGCAAAUAUUGAUAUCGAUUGUAUUAGCGAAAGCUUCAAAAUAUAAUAAAAUGCAACACGUAUAUUAAAUUCUUUUAUAAUCGCGCACAUUUUUUCUGUUUUAAUAAGUAUAGAAAGAUAUUAUAUAAAACACUUCUCGUGUUACAAAGCGCGAUUGUGUAUUCUCACUAUAUUUGCACUUUCUUUGAUGAAUAUAUUAUAUUGAUAUAAUUCACAAGUUAUAGAUUUUGUUAAGAUGGAUUUUAAACCAAGUAAUGGAUUUUUUGACUUGUGUAUAAAUGUAUCGAAGGAGAAUGAAGAUCGUUUAAAUGAUAUUUUAUUAAAAUUAUAUCAAAUGGGUUAUAAGACAGUGAUGUUAAAUCAAACUAUAGAAGAAAAUACUGUUAAUAAUGAUAGAAAAAAGAAGAGAAAAGGUGAAGAGAAUAAAACUGUACCAAAUAUGGUGCCAGAUCCAAUUAAUGUGUGCAAACUAAAUGAGAAAUUUAAGGGAAAACUAUGUAUACUUAAUAGGAUCACAUUUAUUUGUUCAGAUCCUACAAAAACACAUACAUUGGCACAGUGUCCAAAUUUGAAAAAAUACCAUUUAUAUGCUAUUGUUCCAACUAAACAAGAUAUGUUGGAGUUUGCUUGUUCACAAUUAAAUGUAGAUCUUAUUACGAUAAGACCAUUAAUUUCUGGCUUAAAAAUGAAAAGAAAGCUAUAUCGUCAAGCAGUAGCAAGAGGUUUAUGUUUUGAAAUACAAUAUGCAGAUCUCUUAAACCGAAAAACACGCGUAGCAACUAUUCAUUACUCUCAUCUACUUCACAUGUAUUACAAGUGUAUGAAUGUAAUCAUAUCAAGUGGUGCAGAUAAUCCAAAUUUAAUCAGGAAUCCUUACGACAUCAUAAAUCUUGGAUCUAUGUUAGGUUUAAGCGAAAUCAAAUCAAAAGCAGCUAUAUUAAAUCAAUGUCAACUGCUCCUUUUAAGAGCAGAAAGACGAAUAUCUGGCAAAGCAGUUUUUACAGUGGAGUUUACAGAAGAUCCAGUAGAAGAAGAUAAUGAGGAUAAAUAUUGAUAAUAAAAAAGAAUAAAAAAAAAGUAAAUGUACAAAUUAAUACUAUAAAAUUUAAUUUUACAACUUCAUAAAAAACUUUUAUAAAAAAAAUGUUUUAUAUUUUAUUAUGUAUGUUUCACAGUAUAUUGUUCUCUUUUUUUAAAAUUAAGCUUUUCUAAACUAUCAUUUAUGAUUCUUAUGCAAUAUUUAAUAUCUGUGUCAGUUUUUACAAACUCAUUUUUACAUUUUUUUUUCUACUAUAAUUUUAAUUGUGCAAAAAUUUAAUUUAAAAAAUCUCUGUUAGUCUUAUUCCAUAUGUUUCUUGUAAUAGAUUGUAUAAACAUAUUUUUAUUGUA
Molecule: messenger RNA, 1499 nt
Organism: Cataglyphis hispanica
Lineage: Eukaryota; Metazoa; Arthropoda; Insecta; Hymenoptera; Formicidae
Gene: Rpp30
Product: ribonuclease P protein subunit p30
Exons: 7
Coding region: 346-1164 (272 amino acids)
Biological process (GO): tRNA processing
Cellular component (GO): nucleolar ribonuclease P complex
Molecular function (GO): RNA binding
Source: RefSeq, a predicted model, not a curated record